UAAGUGAAUGGUUAAAUUGUGCGUAGUUAAAGUAGCAAGGGAAAAAAUAUCUAUUUAACAUACAUACAUACAUUAAUGCAUAUAACAAUAUUUAAAUUUUGUUUAUACAAUAAAUAUUCAUAAUUGAAAUAAAUACAUAUAAAACACUAUAGAAUCGAAAAAAAAUUUAAUAAGAAAUAUUUAAAAUUAAAAUUAAUUUAUGUAUAAAAUCAAACAAUUCAAAUAAAGUAAAACGUAAAUAAUUAUAUUUUAUUGGAAAAAUUUUCUAAACAAAAGAAAAAAAAUUACCUUAAAUCUGCAAAAUAUGCAGACAGAUUGAAGAAAAAAACAACAAGCUAAACGAAAACAAAAAGAUUAAAAACAGUGGCAUGAUAUUAUUUAUUUUUUAAGUAUACCUACAUUUAUACAAAAAAAAAAACAAAGUUUGCAGAAAUAGAACGACCAAAACAAAACAAGAAAUUAACCAAACCAAACAUAAAAACGAAGAACAAGAACGAAAGAUAAUGUAUGUAUUCAUACAUAUUUAUUCCAUUUUAAUUCUGCAAGUCUGAAAAUACGAAAAUUCUGCAAAAUAUUUUUUUAAAGAAAAGAAUUGAAUAUUAGAACGAGAUAGGUAUAUAGUGCAAUUUUUUUUUCAAAUACACACACACGUUUAUAAAUAUUAAUAGAAAACAUCUGUAUACUAUUGUAUAGAUUGCUGCUAGUUUGUAUGUAUAUUUAUAAGUUUUGCAGAAUAUCAUACACCCAUUCACACACAUUAAAAUUAAAUUUAAUUCUUUGAAUAAUAUUGUGUUGUGUUACAUUUUUUCGUUCGCUUUAGUAGAGAGAAGACAAAGUGCGUUUUGGUUUUAGACGUCAUAUUUUUUAAUUGAACAAAAAGUAAAAAAAAUAAUAAAUAGCUAAAAUAUAUUUAAUUUAUAAUUUUAAGAUUUAAUGCAAUUAUUAUUUUAGUUUAAAAAAUUUAAUUUUUAUUUUAAAUUAAAAAAAAAAACUACGUUUAAUUGUAAAGUGAUAUUAAAAAAAUCAAUUCUAAGGUUUUUGGUUUUUUAAAACAAUUUUUAUGUAGGUUAAUUUUAUUUAUUUAACAAAUGUAAAGUAAUCAAAAAAUAAAAACAAAGUGUUUUUGUUAAGUAAAAAUUAUAUUAUUAUUUGAAAUAGUUUUAAAAAUUUGGAUAUUACAAGCAAUCACAAAAAAUUAAUGAAGGGCAGAAAAGUUCAUAUGAAAAGAAACAAAGGAACAACAACAAAACCAUACUAAAAACGGCUGGUAGUCUCAACUCAACAACAAAGUGAAAAAGCUGAUCGAUUUUUAUUUUUCAUUCUGUUUUACUUUUUUUUAUUCUUUUUAUUUUUAUUUUUACUUGUUUUGCUUUGAAUUGUGUUUUUUUCAUUAUUAUUUUCUUGCAAGAGAAGACAACAAACACUUUAAUAAUUGAAAGUAGAAACGGUAGAAAAAAACAGCAAGAAUACUAGGAAUAAAGAGUUCACUUUUAAUUUUGUUUUGUUCUCGAUUUCGAAAAAAUAAAACAAAAAGUAAAAAAUUGUGUUCUGCAAAUAAAAAUAGUUUUUUUACGAAAAUAUUAAUACAAAUAUUUUGUAUAGCUUUUGGAAUUGUUUUUCAACAAAAAACAUAGGGGACACUUAAAGAAAAUUAUGACGCAAUAAUUGUAACUUUUAUGUAAAAAACUUUCGAUACGAACAGCCAAAGCUAAAAAAACAAAAUUGUGAGAAUAAAAAAAAUAUUGAAUUUUAUUUUUGAUUCCUGUUUUGAUUAAAAGAAAAACAAACAACAACAACAAUAACAUAUACAGCGCGAUAAAAUUAUAAAUUUCAUUAUCCAAAAAAAAAAAAAAAUUGUGUGUGCAGAAAAUCAGCAAACAUUUUAUUUGAAUAAAAUUUUUUUUGAAUUUUAAAAAGCAAAUUUAUUUAGAAUUAAAGAGCCUUUCCAUUUUCGUCAGAUCAUCUGACGAAUGGUGAUUUUUUAUCAAGGAUAUGUGUAGUGGUUUCGAAAUUUCUAAAUACAUUGAGCUUCGUUGUCAGAUAUGUCAGCAGAUUCUCCACGACGUGCCGCUCGAGGAGUACCAGCCAUUGUACCGCCUCAAGUUGUAAGUGAUCGCUCGAUAAUUGAUAAUGUAGCUGGUUUCAUAAAUGAUGUUGCAUUAACAAAUCAACCACAAGGAGACCCCAAAGAUACUAUUGCAUGGGCUAGAUUUGAACAGUCUGCUGAUAUUAGUGAUCCAACGUUUGGUGAUGAUUGGGAAAUCGAUGGCAACAUAUCUCCACCUUUAUUAUUAAUACUAGGAUAUGGUUUAGGAGUUCAAGUGUGGGCCAUACCUGCGAAUGGUGAAGCUAUUGAAGUUUUGUCAUGGCGCCAUGGCCAUGUUUCGACAUUACGCAUAUUACCGACUCCAUUUACAUCAGACGAUGAAAUGGCAAAUGAACCAAUAGAUAACUAUGUCGACAAGAGACCAUUAAUGGCAAUUUGUGAUGGAUCAGCUUCUAUUUCUGGUUCAGUUCAAACGUGCUAUUCCGUAAAUUUUGUUUCACUAAAAACUGGAGCACAAGUAAAAACCAUUAAAUUUAAAUAUGCCGUGCUUGAUGUGUUGGCAAAUCGAACAUCUGUUGUAAUUACGUUUCCUGAACGUAUUGCCGUUUUCGAUGCAAGAACUUUAGAAGAUAGACUGUCAGUUACCACAUGUUAUCCCAGUCCUGGAAUCAAUCCCAAUCCUGUUGCCCUUGGACCUAGAUGGAUGGCAUAUGCGGAAAACAAAGUACUUCAUUCAAAACGAAGUGGAGGGGGCUGUGAUGGAGAUGGAGUUUCAAGUUACACAGCGACUGUUUUGAAUGCAGCAAAAAGUUUUGGAAAAGGUUUAAGAGAAUUAGGAGAACAAGUGGCGGCAGGGUUAACCGGAUCUACUCCAACAGGUUUGUCAUCGAAAUCUGGAAGUUUUGAUUCUGGAAGUGGUGACGUUAAGCAGGCUGGAAUAAUAACAAUUUUAGAUAUAAAGAAUCCUAUUAAAGACGUUAGUCCAACAACCGGAGCUCCUAUCUCAAUAAACGGGUCUGACCCAUUCAUUGCACAUUUUAUUGCUCACUCUGAAGCAGUUGUUGCUAUGGAGUUUGACUACUCAGGAAUGCUUCUAAUAACAGCUGAUCGCCGAGGGCAUGAUUUUCAUGUAUUUCGAAUUCAACCCCAUCCAGCUGGUUCUCACUUAGCCGCAGUCCAUCAUCUUUAUAUCUUGCAUAGAGGUGAUACAACUGCAAAAGUUCAAAACAUCACUUUUGCAUUAGAUUCAAGAUGGGUGGCUAUAUCAACCUUACGUGGAACAACACAUGUUUUUCCAAUAACACCGUACGGUGGCCCUUACGGUGUUCGCACACAUUCUAGUUUACAUGUUGUUAACAAAUUAUCUCGAUUUCAUCGUUCAGCUGGUUUGUCAGGCGAUAAUCGUUCAAAUAGUCCGAUAUCACAUUCGGAAAGUAUGACUUUUAAUCAAUUGAGUAUGCCAUAUCAUAAUCCGACAAUGCCGCCAUUCCCCCGGCCUCAUACAAUACUUCCAUUAGCCCAGUUACGUCAGCCAUCAGUCUUAGCAUCGCCACCGGGAAGCGCACAAAACUUAUCAUAUCAAAAGUCUAUAGUUGGUGGGACGACCUCAAACCGACAAAGAUUGUCAUCACUAUCUGAUGACAGUGGGAAACCUUUAAGCGUUUGUGCCGUAUUUUCAAAAGGAAGAUCAUGGCUAUUAGACCCGCCAAAUGUUGCACGUGAAGCUCCUGCUCAUAAAUUACAACGUAAAGCAGUUGAUUCCUUGUUUAUAAUGGCAGGGCAUGGUGCAUUAAUCCAAUAUGAUUUGGAUACAAAACUCGCCUCAAAUGUUGCCAAAGAAAAAAUAUGUGAUGAUACACCAAUCGAAUUAGAAGUAGAAGCAAAAGCUCAGUGGAAUUUAGGACGCAGAGAAAGCUUUUUGGAAAUUCAGCCACCUUUAACAUCAGAUAAUUGGUUGGUUAAAGAUCGUAAUUCUUUUAUUGGUGUAGAUGCCCAAUAUGAGGAUUGUGAUGAUCGUAGCGAAAGAUGGCUUUCCCAAGUUGAAAUAAUAACGCACGCCGGGCCACAUAGGAGGCUGUGGAUGGGUCCCCAAUUUGUUUUUAAAACAUAUAAUACGCCUAGCGGAUCAAGCUUAAGUCAUAUUGAUAGUGAAGCUAUAGAAAUAGGGAUUACACCUAAUACCAAUAAACCAGGACGCUCAAGUCCAAUGAAUAUGCCGUUAGGCAAUUCAGGUCGUUCAGCUGUUCCAGUCUUGAUAGAAUCUGGAUCUUAUAGUAGCAUAGAACAAAGUCCAAAACUGAUGGACCGUUUUAAACAUGAUCAUAUGGAUUCAGACUUUACACUUACUCAGGGUGAAUCUCGACUGAAGGAAGAUUUAGCAGAUGCAAUGAGGGAAUCGCCAUCAGUUCAUAAAGAUACUGGUUAUACACCUAUGUCAACUACCGCUAGUAAUAUCACUAAUGUUUCCACGAGCCGAAAAUUACGGGAAAAUACUGCCAGUGUGCAACCCUCCUACACUAAUGCUUCUACGUCUUUUAGUACUACAUCUUUUGGUGGCAAUAUUACCACACAAAUAAGAAAAAUUUCCAAAAAUACAAAUUUAUCAUCUUCAAUGACUUCAUCUUUGACUAUACCAGAAGAAGAUGAUAUUGAAACUUCAUCUGAAUCUGCAUGUAUUUCAAUUGAAAAAAUUGUUAAUCCACUAGGAACCGUUACAACUAUAACCAGAUCUCCAAGUGAUACUGAUAUUGAAAAAACUACAUAUGAUCCAGCUGAUCAUGUAAUUUUAGAAAAUUGUGAUGAAUCAUUAUUUCGGCCAGUUGUUACAAUAUUCUGUGAUGAAAAGAAUACAACUCCUAGAAGUGGAGAAAAUAGUAAUAGUAGUAAAAGUAAAAAUGUUAAAAAUUUUGAUAAAAACUGUAGUAGUAAUAAAAUGGAAGGAAGUGAUUAUUUUAAGAAACCACCUGAACCAAUCGGUACUAAAUUGGUGGUACCAGUCAUUGAAAAAUCAAUAAAAAUUGAGUCAGCUACUGAUAAUGAAUUUAACAAUACAAAUAGAAACCUAAUAAAAAAUAAUAAAGACAGUAGCGUAAGUACUGUAGAAAAAGGUAAUAUUAAGCAAAAAGUAGAUAAAACUGAAGAAAAUAUGAAUAAAGUAUACAAGCCGGUUAACAGUAAAGACAAUAAAAUUGAGGACACAAUUGUGGGGGCUGUAGGAAAAAUUAAAAGUGAAAAACCGAUGAAUCAAAAGAGUUGUAAAGUUAGUGAUAUUAAAGUUGAAAAAAAUGAAACAGACAAUUCUCAAAGACAUGAAAAAGCUCAAUCUUCGCAUGCAAUUAGUGAAUUAAAUUUGAAAAAAUUACAUAAUCAGAAGAAUUCUAAAAAGGAAAGUGAUGAUUCUGAUGAAAAUAGUAGUAAAACUAUUGUUACUGUAGAAGGAAAUCGAAAGGGUAAUAGUGAAUCUUACAAAGAAACAAAUUCAAAACAAAAUUAUGAUAUUCAGGAAAAAAAUGUGGAUAUUAACAAAAGGACAGUAGAGGUUGAAAUAAAAAUAAAGAACAAAGAAAAGCUUAAUGAUGAAAUGUUUGUGGAAACCAACGAUUCAACAAAAAAUAAUAUGUCCGCAAAAACUGCCGAUGAGGCAAAAAAUUUAGUUUGUAGAAAAUCUAGUAAAGAUGAAGAUUCUGAAAGUUAUGAAAGUUUGGAAAAUAUAGACGAAUACGAAAAAUCUUUAGAAUCAAAACAAAGAAAAUUAAGCGAUAACUUUGACUCGGCUGAAGAUUGUCAUCAUGAAAGUGACUUGUCUUCGGGAAAUACAAGCAAAAAAUGGGAAAUAAACGAGGAAUCAAAAGCUGACAAGCAAACAAAAGCAAAAAAACAAGAAACAAUAAAUCAAAUAAUGAAUUCGAGUAGUUCAAACUCGAUUGAAGUUACAAUCACAUUGCCAAAGAAAGGUAAAAAUAUUAAAAAAAACGAUCAAACUAAAUUAAAAAUAAAGAAGGAGUUUAACGAUGAACUACAGAAAAAUGAAAUCGCUAAAAGUUCUGGUUUAGAGUUUUUCGAUAAAUUUUCACAUACUGACGACAAACAUUUAAAGGAAAAAACUAAAACUGUUAAAGACAAUCUAAAAUUUUCGCCCCCAGAUUUGGAUGUUAUUUUAAGACCAUUAAGUCCAGAAUCUGAAAGUUUAAUGGAAGACGAACUAAAAAAAGAGAAAAGUUUGGAAAAGACAAAUCAAAAUACUUGUACAGAAUCAAAUUACUCUAAUAAAAUUAAUACCGAUAAUUUAAAUGUUGAUCUAUCUGUAACAACUAGCAAAAAAAAGUUGAAGAAAAUGAAAUUACCAUUAAGUAUUAAAUUAAAAGAAGAUAAAAAAGAGUCCUCAUCAACAAAAAAUGAAAAAAAUGCAAACGAUAUACUACCUGCUAUAUAUACAACCACUUCAAAUUUUCUUGAAAAUGAUCUUGAUUUUCCUGCACUUCCAGCAUUUGAUAACUUUAGUAAUGAUUUUAAAGAAACUUUCUUACCUCCUUUAUCACCACUUGGAAUAUUUGAAACAAAAUUUGAUGAGUUCCAAAAUAAUGAUUCUAAAAAAUCUGAUGACCAUUUCAGUUUGAUUAAUUUUGAAAGUCCAGAAAGUCCGAAAAAUACCCCCAAAAAAUUAAGUGCAAUAACAUCAAUCGAACCAAAACCAAGAGGAUUUACUCAGGAUACUCUAAUUUUUGCUCUCUGUGGUAGUCUUCAUUAUGAAGAUGAAAAUGAAGUCGAAAAUAUGAAUAUUUCUACUGAUUCAUCUGAAAUUAUAUCAAAAAAAGAUUCUGAUUCCUCUAAUCUUUUGACUUCGAAAACAAAAGAAGAAUUGGUCGCCAAAUUAACACUUGAAGAAGAGUUAUUGGAAAAAAAUAGUAAUACCCCCACUUUAACGAAACGUAAAAAUAAGAAAAAAGAAAAAAAUUUAUCUAAAGCAAGUUUGCAGGUUUCUACAGUAGCUGCAACUUCAUCUUCAACCUCAUCUUCGGAAGAAACAGAGGAAUCUUCUUCAUCAGCUGCUUGUAAUAAACGUCAGAAAAAUAUUAUUGGUGAUGAGGAGGAGCUUCGACCACUUAUAGAUGUAUCAAUGAGUCAAUCAAUUAGCUGCGGCACCGGUAGCAGUUUAAGCGAAAUUUCUUCGGGUGGAGGUAAACCAUCAACAACAAAAAAUGUGUCGAAAAAAACAAAAACUAUGAGUCAAAUUUUAAAAGGUGAAAUUGAUGACGAAGAAGAUGAUUGCGAUACUGAUGCAGAUAAAAGAAAUAAAUCCACUAAAUGCGCGAAUGUUGAUGUUUCUGAAACUAUAAUCCCCUCGAUUGUAAACAAGGAAUUCGAUUGUGAUGACAACUCUGUGUCAACUACUAUAACACUGUCAAUACCAAAUCCAAAAAGAGGAGCAACAGCAACGAAAAAAUCUAAAACUUCACUGCCUGAUGUUAACAGCCAAAGCGAUUCAUCAACAACAAGCGAUCAAGUAAAAACUUCUGAGGAACAAGUAUGUAGUGAUUCAUCGGAUGAACAACAGUUGAUUUCAUUGAAAAAAAUUAAUUCAAGAAAUAAUAAAAAUUCAUCUUCCACCACCAUCAUUACUUCUGAUAUUCCCAUUAAUGAAGAUUCAAGUGAAUCGGAUACCAAAAUUAGUAACGUUGAAGCGGUUAGUACCGGAAAUGAUAGUGGUAGUGGUGGUGGUGGUAAUGGUAGCAAUAAUAUUAAUAAUUCAAUUAUAAACAAAAGUAAUAACAAUAAUAGUAAUAGUAGUAAUAAUACAAAUCAAAACAAUAAAAAAAAAUUAAAAAAGAAAAAAAGAUAAAAAUUAUUAAUUUGUUUGAUUUGUACUUUUUGUCUAACAACAAUAUGCUAUUUUUAUUAUUUUUAAUUAUGAAAAAUUAAAAAACAAUAUAUUAAACUUGGCAAAAGUUAAAAAAAAUUUAUAUAAAAAUAAAAAUUGGGGUAAUCACAAUUGAUAAAAAGUUAAAGUGAAUUCAAAUAAUUCUUUUCAUGUUUAAUUCACCUUGAAUUAUCGAUAAUAAGCAUUUCAAAAGUUUUUCAUGACGCUUCCAAAUUCUAGUUCCCCUUUAAAUAAGUUUUUUUUAGCAAUUUGAUAAUAUAUAAAUAAAUUUAAGAACUAAGGUUCUUUUUUCAUAAUCUUUUAUAAAGUAACUUAUAUCGAAAGUUCAAGUGAAAGUUCACUGAUUGUCUUUUGUGAAUACUCCAAAAAAAAAAAAAAAAAAAAAAAAAAAAAGAAAAAAAAAGAAAAAAAAGAGGAAAACUAAAAACUGAAAAAAAAAUUUAAAAUUUAUUUAGCUUAAAUUUUUUCUCAAAAUAUUUAAAGAAACUUUAAUGCCCUUUAGGUAAAUACAAAACUAUUCUAAUUUUUGAAGAAUAUUAAUUUUUGUUAAUGUUACGCGAUGUUCUAUUCGAUAUGUGGGGUGUGUUAGGAAUUUGUCUGACAGCCUUCGUAGAUCAAAAUGGGUAGAAUUUCCGACAACUGUUUUUAAUAUAGUUAGUUCUUAUAGCAGUCUAUGGCUUCUCUUAAUACUUCUUGUUAGACAGUUAUUGAAGUUUAGAAAGAAGACUUGGAAAUUUUAUUUUAAAAUAUUAGACAGUUUGUGUUUUAGUUUAGCAAAGAUCCGUUUUUAGCUUUUAUAAAAUUUUUAUUAUUUUAUUAUUUUAUUAUUUUGACUAAGAUUGUCAACAUUAUUUUUUUCUAUUUCAUUUUAAUUCAAUUGAAAAAAUUUUACGCUAAAAAAAAUUCAAUUAUAUUUCUUAAGGGCACGAAUUCUUUAAAUACUUAUGAUUUUUUUUAAGAAGUCCCACAUGUAUGCGUGCAUUAUUGAAUAAUUUGCAAAUCAAAAAUAAAAGAUAUUUUAAAUUGAAUUAGAAAUAAAUUUUUAUAAUAAUGCGAUACUGUAGGUUAACUUUUUCGUCUUAGUCAAUUACCAACUUUAGUGUACUUUGUUUUAAUGAUUUUUUUUUGGCCUUAUUAAUUUUUUAUAGAAAGACGAUAAGUAAACUUAAAGUAAAAACUAAAGAUCUGCACGGUUUUAGUUUGUAUUUUACAAAAACAAAAAAUUAUUAUUUGCUUGUAAAACUUACAAUUAUUGCAGGGUAAUAGGCGUGAAGGAAUUAAAAAAUAUUCCAAUUAAUUAUUUAUUAUCAUGAUUUGCAAAUUGAUCAGUAAGCAAUAAUGAAAUUGAUGGGUUGUUUAUAUAUCAAAACUAAGUAUACUAGAAUUGUAAAAUUACAUUGGGUGAUUUUCGAAAAUUCAGAUAUGCACUGAAAGUUCUAAAUUUAAUCUUGAAAGUCUUUCUACACAUGUGUACUUACAAACUGCAGAAACUGAUUAUUUUACUUUUGUAGAUUUGUAACAUAUUUUAGUGAUUCUUCUGACAUACUUCAGCAAAACUAUCAUUUUCCAAUAUGCUAUUUUUGUAGUUUUCCAGUUUUAGUUUAUCUACCGAAGUUUCAACUGAAUUAUCGAAUAUCCCUUUGUUAAACAUAAUUUCACCUAAAUGCGAUUAGUUUCAUUAAAUAAGCUUAUAUAAAUUAAUUGAACCCACAUGAUUUAUAUAAAUUUAUAAAAUUUAUAAGAUACAAAAACAAAAUGGAUAACAUUGAAAAUCCGUAUAAUUUUGUUUAUUUCGUAUAAUUUUGUGAAAGUUAUUUUUUGCUUCUUUUUUUUUACAAAAACUGCAAAUCAAACAAAUUCUUUAAAAUAAGAAAUAAAUUUUUUAAUAAGUAAAUAUGUAAUACAUAAUGUUAUGUAGUAGCAAAUUACUAAAUAUAGAUUGUUAAUUGGUAUCGUUAAAAUUAAGUUAAAAUUUAAUUAAAAAAAUGAUCCUAAAUACACAAGCAAGGAAUUUAAUUAAAAAAAAAUUCCUAUACCGACUUUUCGAUACAAAACACAAGAUUAUAUAUGCUUUUUUUCGGUUUGUUUAUUUCUAAUUUCAUAAUUAUUGUAUGAGGAAAUUGUACUACUAAUUUCAUAAUUAAUUACGAAGAGUUUUUUAAUUUAUAUUUAUUAUACAAAAAACAUAAAGUUGAUACAAUUACAUAUUUGAAAUAUCUGAGGUUGACACGUGUCAAUUAUUGGCGUCAAAACGACCGGAAUAUUGAAACAUGUGAAAACCUCAAGCACGCUUUGGUUUUUGAGGUUAUUUUUUUUCCAAUGAAAAUUUUUCUUUUGAAUUAUUUAAUUUUAUUUUAAAUAAACAAUUUUUGCCACCACAUUGCACACAAAUCAACAAUACAACAAAACUGCCUUCUUUAAAAUUUGAAAGAAGUAUUUAAAGAACAUUUUCACAAAUUUCUGUAACACUCUCGCCAAAUACAAAAACAUAUUUAGCAGUUGGAUAUGUUCUAAUCACAUCUGAAUUUUUUGAAUUGUACUUAAUUUUUCAAAAUUUUAUAAAUUUUAAUAAUAUUAUCCUCAUUAGCAUAUUCAAUAUGUAUUUUCAUUAUAAAUAUUUUUUUUUUCAAUUGUGAAGGUCCUGAAUGAGAACUAAAUUACGUCUUCUUCUUGUAUUAAAAAAAUACAAUAUAUAAUGAUUUAUAUAACUUGUCAUUAUUCGUUUAUUAUUCUAAAUGCAUAAUAUUUAGAAUAUCUUAUUAUGAAGAUUAUGUAACGCGCAUCGGUAUUUUCUAAGACGCAUUAUAUAACGUAAUGACAAGGAUAUUAUUCAAACAGAUUUUGAUUUUCCGAAUAAAAUCUGUAUUAAAAUUUGAAUUAAUAAAUGAAAAAAAGAGUUGUUAGUUUUUAGAAAAGGUUUGUCGUACACCUCCAAAUUAUAUACUACUUCUAGACAAAAUAAAAUUGCCGUGUUAAAUCAAAAUGCACAUAUACAUUAAAUGUCCAAAAGUAAAACAUAACAUCAGAAAGAUUUUCAUUAAAUUUGUUCAUUAAAGAUUGUGGCAUUGGCAAAUGUGAUAAUAAUUAGAAAUACAUCAAAAAUUCAUGAUACAAUAAUAAUUAGAACUUUUGGAAUUUAUUUGACUACUUAAGAUUAAAGUUUUGUUUAUAAUUGCAAAAUACUUUGUAUUAUAUAUAGUAUGUAUGUAUAUAUAUGUAUAUAUAAUUAAGUACUUCGUAAUUUUACAUUUAAGUUUUAAAUUUGAGAUUUAAUUUUGAAUUUAUUUUAUUUGGUUAUAAUUAUUCAAAUAUCAUAUUAUAUUGCUAAAGGAUCAAAAACUAAAAAAAAAUUGCUUAGUUUUUAGUAUAUUUUUGAUAUAUUUAUAAAAAGUUCUACUAAUGUUUAAUGGUUUCACAAUUUUUGUCUUUUUUUUUGUAUUUUACUCAAUUUUUGUACUCUUUUGCUUUAGAAAAUGAAAUUUUUCUUUAAAAUCCAAGUAAAUUUUGUUAAGAAAAUCUCUUAUUUCUGUAAAAUACAUGCGAUGCAGAACUUGAGUUUAACAAUUUUUAAAUAUAAAUGUCAUUUUUAUUCUUAACUUAACUCUGAAAACCGAAUCAAAAAGAAUAUUGCGAAAGAAACACAAAACUAAUUAAUAUACGAAAGAUUUGUGUCCUAUUACAAUACAUUUUUUAAACUUUUACGAUAAAUAACAAUAUCAUUUAGUGAUUCGCUUCUCAGAAUAAGUAAGCUACGUUAUUUAAGUGUUCUUUUUCUUUUAACCAAUUUGUUAAACAUUUUUUAUUCACGUCUUUAAAAUAAAUAGUUGUUAAUGUUAUAAUUCAUUCUUUACAAAUCAUUCGUUUAUUAUAAAAAUAUUUAAUUGUUUAUUUUAAUUAUAAAAAUAAAUUACCGUAAUUAUAAAUUGCAAAUAUUAUUAAAAAUUCUCAAAAUUACGAUGAAAAAAAAAAUUGGUUCGUUUUGUUUUGGUUUGUAAAUAAAGUCAAAAAA
Messenger RNA from Condylostylus longicornis, 11934 nucleotides. RefSeq names its product putative mediator of RNA polymerase II transcription subunit 26. The coding region runs from base 2043 to 7886 and encodes 1947 amino acids. Gene Ontology annotation, cellular component: cytoplasm. The transcript has 8 exons. The record is from RefSeq and is a predicted model, not a curated record. Gene Ontology annotation, molecular function: protein binding. NCBI's taxonomy places the organism in Eukaryota, Metazoa, Arthropoda, Insecta, Diptera, Dolichopodidae. Gene Ontology annotation, biological process: autophagy; response to starvation.